Molecule: messenger RNA, 291 nt
Organism: Clunio marinus
Lineage: Eukaryota; Metazoa; Arthropoda; Insecta; Diptera; Chironomidae
Source: the annotation of a GenBank genome assembly
AUGCCAUCGAAUAACUUCGCACUCUCUUCCGUUCAUUAUCCAAUUUUGGAGAUCUUUUAUUCGCCAUAUUCGGAUGAGAUUAGCAGUCUCGGAUGGCUCUCACAAAAAGCAUUGUUGCAUGUAGCCGAAAAUAAUAAAACUGGUAAAUUCAAUAUGCUGUGCUACAGGUGCACACGGUUGAAAUGCAGUCAAAUAGCAACAAGGGAUAGUUUGGCAGGUAGUUGUGUAAGUUUCCAACAGGUAAACGUGAAGUCAAAAACUUUAUUUGGUAUUGUGUUGGAUGAAAUGUGA